Molecule: messenger RNA, 4498 nt
Organism: Chlorocebus sabaeus (green monkey)
Lineage: Eukaryota; Metazoa; Chordata; Mammalia; Primates; Cercopithecidae
Source: RefSeq, a predicted model, not a curated record
CCGCUUCCUAACUGCUCCCGCCCCAAACUCCCUGUGGGCCGGUGCAGAUGUUUGUGCGUGCGCGUCUAUCUCUAUCUUUGCAAAAUCAAAUUAUCGCCCUCUUCUUUGCUUGCACACGUCUUCUGGGAGAGAAAUUUGCAGGAAUGGUUAGUGCUUGGCAGUCAGGCCUGGGUCUGUAUUGGUUCCAACUCUGAGCCAGCCAGUUAUCUAUUAGAGAAGCAAUAGUGUAUCUAGAAUGCCAAAGGAACUUGGAAAAAAUACGAGCGAAUUUCACUGAAAUAAAAUCAUUAUUCACGGUGGCUUUUAAAUGAAAAUCCAGCCAAUUUUUUCAAGUGUUAUUAAGACCGCAUGUUACUAGGGUAUACAGUUCAUUUGACUUUAUGUAAUUCCAUGCAUUAAAAACUAUGUUAACUUCAAAGUAUGUGUAAACCAAACUAAUUAUUAAAUGACCCUUACAACAGAUUCUUAAAUAGGAUGAGUCAGCAAUUUCAAAACUGGAAGUGAAGUGGUGGUCACCAGCUAGUUUCCAUUACAUAUUUUUAAACUACUUUCUAAUAUUAUGAUACUGGUGGUGGCCAACUAAGUGGUCGUCAUCCUUAUUUUGUCAGUGUGGUGAAAGAGGCCAUAUUAGCUAGACUGAAUUCUUACUGUGCUAUUACAGAAUAAACUGGUGAUUAUGCAUCCUGCCAUGUAGAGGAGGCAAGGUGAACCACUCUACUGAAAGUAUCAAGAUACAACACACUUUUGGAAGGCUGAGGCAAGAAGAUAGCUUGGGACCAGGAGUUCCAGGUUACAGUGAGCUAUGAUCUGCCACUGCACCCCAGCCUGUCAAAAAAAUAAAUAAAUAAAAAAGAUACAAUACAGGUUAAAAAUUUAAACUCUUCUUGUUUUCGUGUUAAAUAAUGUGGUCAACAGAGAAAGGAGAUACAAGAUCCAAGGGAAGGAACAUAAAGAUAUAUAAAGAGAAGAACUGAAAACACAACGAAAGCCAUUUAGAUCUAAAAAGUGAAGAAAAAGCUAGUUUUACUUAAAGUUAACAAGUAUCGUAGAGAUCUUAAGGUUCGUUAUGAUUGUCUUAGUUUCGUAUCCUUGCGUUUCUGUUUUCUCACAGAAUUUUAGUCAAUCAGAAGAGCCUCUGCUGCAGUAUCAUCUGCUUUGCAACAGUGACAGAAAAGGGUCAGUUGGCCAUUGGUCUGGAACUUCUGAUAGGCAGGGUAUUCCCAUACUUUUGGUUUCACCGUUCCCUGCUUGAUUUGUAGUGGCAACUCCAGAACUUGAUGGGAAGCUAUAGUUCUGGUUGGAAUUUUCCUGCAGACUACUGGUGAUUAAAAUGAUGCUCUUUUGUUUUAAUCCUUGAAAUUAAUGUAACAAAUAUCAACAGCUAUAUUGCAAGGCCCAAUGUUUGUCAAUGAAAUAUUUGUUUAUAAAUUUCCUUGCGGGAUGGAGAAAAACAGUGCCUUAAAAUUUAUUGAAAUAGCUUUUGGAAAUGGAAGGUUUUAAAGCCUACGGGAUACACAUCUCAGAUUUGGUGCCUCUGAUGGAUUUCAGGAUAGCUAGAAAAGGAGCCCUGAAAUGCUGGGUACAUGUGGAUUUUUCUCAGGAAAAUAUCCGCAACUUUGAUCAACUUUUUAAAUAGGUCUCUGACCCAAAACAGUUUUAAAUCUUUUAGAAAUACAGACUACUGUCCUUUUCUCCCCAUCUGUCCUGGAGUUUAAUGUUGAGUUCUGCUCAUUGUGUUAACUAUUUUUCUGAGGGUUAGCUAAUGAUAAUACAGAGUUCUGUCUUCAGACCCAUAACUUAAGUUAUGAGAAACAGUAUGAAUAAUAGCUAACAUUGUUGAGUUUUUACUAUGUAUCAGACAUUGUUCUAAGGAUGUAUUUUUUAAAAACAUCACAAUAAACCUAUAUGGUAGGCAAUAUAUUUUACAGCUGAGGAAAUUCUCAAGGUCACAGAGCUAGAAAGUGGUAGAGCUGAAAUUCCAACUCAGACAAGUUUAAGAUUGUUGAUAUUUAUAGAGGAUGGUAUUAUCUGCAUAAAAAUAUUUCCUACAAUUUGACAGUGAUAAUCAAUCCCUAUUUAUUUUCAGGCAGCGUUGUAAUGGUAGAAUGUUGGUUGUAAAGUAAUGUUUGUAUGGCACUUGUGCAAUUGACAUUAUUAUAUAUUUAAAGAUUAUUUUUCUAAUCAAAUAAUAUUCAUUUGAGUAUCAGUAUGUGUUUGGUUCGUUGGAGAAAUUUCCUUUAUGGUCCCCGAAUGAAAACAUUUGUCUAAUUUGCAUCACUUUUUGCUGAGAGAGCUUGACAAAUAGUAGGCAAAUGUGGAUUGAUCUAGAUAUCUGUCUCUGCCUAUCUAUGUAUCCAUUCAUCCAUACAACUAGAAGGCUGGGGUUCAUGGAGAGGUCAGAGAAGAGGUUUCCAUAAUAUCACAACUGGUGAUGAUAUGGUUAACCAUUUGGGACGUCCUCUUUUCAGAAGGCAUUAUGGUAGAAGGGUUGGCAAGAAGCCAGUUCUUUUACUCAAUAUUAGCUCUUUGAUUCACUUACCCAGUGAUUACAGUAACUGCAUGAGACUACUGACACUAAACAUCGCUUAAAUACUUGCUGCUGUCCUAUAGGAACGGGUUGGAUGGAAACAUUCCAUAAAGGAGUUGAAGGAAAAAUUGUUUUAAAUCCAUUCCAAUAUAUGGCCAUGUGGCUCUUUGGAGCAGUGUUCCAUCAUGUUCCACGAUGGUGACAUCAUACGGAGCACAGAAAUCAAUGUUAGCAGAUAACCAGCCCAUAUAAAAUCGAAUUGUAUUGUAGGAAGCAUCGUGGAUGGAUGGCUGCUGGAAACCCCCUGCCAUAGCCAACUCUUCUUCAAUACUUAAGGAUUUACCGUGGCUUUGAGUAAUGAGAAUUUCGAAACCACAUUUGAGAAGUAUUUCCAUCCAGUGCUACCUGUGUUUACUUCUAAAGAGUCAUUUUCUAACUGAAGCUGGCAUUCAUGUCUUCAUUUUGGGCUGUUUCAGUGCAGGGCUCCCUAAAACAGAAGCCAACUGGGUGAAUGUAAUAAGUGAUUUGAAAAAAAUUGAAGAUCUUAUUCAAUCUAUGCAUAUUGAUGCUACUUUAUAUACAGAAAGUGAUGUUCACCCCAGUUGCAAGGUAACAGCAAUGAAGUGCUUUCUCUUGGAGUUGCAAGUUAUUUCACAUGAGUCCGGAGAUACAGAUAUUCAUGAUACAGUAGAAAAUCUUAUCAUCCUAGCAAACAACAUCUUGUCUUCUAAUGGGAAUAUAACAGAAUCUGGAUGCAAAGAAUGUGAGGAACUAGAGGAAAAAAAUAUUAAAGAAUUUUUGCAGAGUUUUGUACAUAUUGUCCAAAUGUUCAUCAACACUUCUUGAUUGCAGCUGAUUCUUUCUAAAGUGUUUCUGUUACUAACGAACAUCACUCUGCUGCUUAGACAUAACAAAACACUCAGCAUUUCAAAUGUGCUGUCAAAACAAGUUUUUCUGUCAAGAAGAUGAUCAGACUUUGGAUCAGAUGAACUCUUAGAAAUGAAGGCAGAAAAAUAUCAUUGAGUAAUAUAGUGACUAUGAACUUCUCUCAGACUUACUUUACUCAUUUGUUUUUAAUUUAUUAUGGAAAUUGUACAUAUUUGUGGAAUAAUGUAAAAUGUUGAAUAAAAACGUGUGCAAGUGUUGUUAUUUGAAGUCGCACUGAUAUUUUACCUAUUAUCGCAAAAUAGCAUUUGUUUAAGGGUCAAAUUAUGUAGUGGCGGGGAUGGGUACCAAUGCUGCAGGUCAACAGCUAUGUUGGUAUGCUCCUGCCGGUGUGGAACCACUGACUACUGGCUCUUAUUGACUUCCUUACUAAGCAUUGCAAACAGAGGAAGAAUUUGCUCUCAAUAAGAAAAAGAAGAACUAUACGUGAAUCCUCUUCUUUACACUGUAAUUUAGUUAUUGAUCUAUAAAGCAACUGUUAUGAAAUAAAGAAAUUGCAAUAACCGGCAUAUAAUGUCCAUCAGUAAAUCUUGGUGGUGGUGGCAAUAAUAAACUUCUACUGAUAGGCAGAAUGGUGUGCAAGCUUGUCCAACCCAUGGAUUGCAGGCCAUAUGCGGCCCAGGACAACUUUGAAUGUGGCCCAACACAAAUUCAUAAAUUUCAUUUUUAGCUCAUCAGCUGUCAUUAGUGGUAGUAUAUUUAAAGUGUAGCCCAAGACAAUUCUUCUUAUUCCAAUGUGGCCCAGGGAAAUCAAAAGAUUGGAUGCACCUGAUAUAGAAAACUAAUAGUGACAGUGUUUAUAUUUCAUGCCUUCCCAAAUACAGGUAUUUUAUUUUCACAUUCUUUUUGCCAUGUUUGUAUAAUUUUUAAAAAGCCCUGUUGAUUUGUUGGAGCCAUUGUUAUCUGACAGAAAAUAAUUGUUUAUAUUUUUUGGACUACACUGUCUAAAAUUAGCAAGCUCUCUUCUAAUGGAACUAUAAUAAAGAUGGAAUAUUUUUGUUUUAUUAUACAUUUAUUUCAUCUUAA